This is a messenger RNA of Aphanomyces invadans, 1134 nucleotides long. RefSeq names its product 3-methyl-2-oxobutanoate hydroxymethyltransferase. Gene Ontology annotation, cellular component: mitochondrion. Bases 39 to 1088 code for a protein of 349 amino acids. Lineage: Eukaryota; Oomycota; Saprolegniomycetes; Saprolegniales; Verrucalvaceae. Gene Ontology annotation, molecular function: magnesium ion binding; 3-methyl-2-oxobutanoate hydroxymethyltransferase activity. The record is from RefSeq and is a predicted model, not a curated record. The transcript has 12 exons. Gene Ontology annotation, biological process: pantothenate biosynthetic process.
CACAGAUUUCCAUCUUCAAGCAAGACAUUCGUUCCGUCAUGUUCCACCGCCGCCUCGCGUCAAAGAUGCCGCUCGUUGCAGCAGCGAAGAGCUUCAGUGACGUACCGCGCUAUGACCCAGUCGCGCAAAGGACCCUAAAGCUGUUGGAGAGGAAGAAGGUGACGACGUUGGACCUGGGCAUUCUAAAGGCCAAGAACAAACCUAUCACGAUGGUCACGGCCUACGACUACCCUUCAGCAGUGCACGUGGACCUGGCUGGCUUUGACAUCCUCUUGGUCGGGGAUUCUGUUGGCAUGGUCGAGUUGGGCAUGGACACAACAAUCCCAGUGUCCCUUGACGACAUCAUUUAUCACUCGAAGGCUGUACGCCGCGGAGCGACCCGACCGUUAAUCGUGGGCGACAUGCCAUUUGGAACGUGUGAAGGCGAUCCGUAUGAAGCGUUGAGAAAUGCGCAGCGACUGAUGAAGGAAGGCGGUGUCGACUGCGUGAAAAUUGAAGGUGGUGUCGAGCGCGCCAAAACAAUUCGAAUGCUGGUCGAUGGUGGAAUUGCCGUGAUGGGACACGUGGGGCUGCGUCCCCAAGCUAUCAGUGUCCUGGGCGGGUUCCGAGCGCAAGGCCGCACGGCAAAACAAGCUAACCAAAUCAUCGAAGAUGCACUGGCCGUCCAGAAAGCGGGAGCGUUUGCCGUCGUGCUGGAAUGCGUACCUUCGGUCGUCGCCAAAGCCGUGACGGAUAUUUUGGACGUGCCGACGAUCGGAAUCGGCGCCGGCCCUCACACCAGUGGCCAGGUGUUGGUGUUUCACGACGUGCUUGGCAUGCUGCAGCAUCCUCACCACGCCCAGCAUGUGCCCAAGUUUUGCAAGAAAUACGCCGACGUCGGCGAGCGCAUUCGUCAAGGUCUGGAAGAAUUUCGAGAAGACGUGGAGAAUCAACGAUUUCCGUCGGAAGUUUUUGCCCCGUACAAAAUGUCGAAAGAAGAACAGCGCAAGCUCCAGCACCUCGUCGACACAAAGUUUGCCAAGCGAAAAAACGCGGACGGCGGCGAUGGCGACGACGAAGGCGGCUUCGGCGUGUCCAAAGUAUACUAGCGACUGGUCUUGUUCUGAUGCUUACUUGUACUUCUUGCUGUUGGCA